CAACAGUCUCCAGUGAUUUAAAUAAUUGAAACACUUAUUGUACACAUUGUAACAGUAAUUUUAAGUGUGAAUAUGUCGACUGAUCAGGAAAAAGACCCCGCCGUCGUCAACCUACAGAAUUAUUUGAGAAUACGCACUGUACAUCCUAAUAUUAACUAUGAUGAGUGUCUCAACUAUCUUCGUGCGCAGGCAUCAGAGUUGGGACUACCAGUACAAGUGGUGGAAGCUGUCCCCAAGAAACCGGUUCUGGUUAUGACCUGGGAGGGCUUGGACCCAGGUCUGCCGAGUAUUCUACUGAACUCCCAUAUGGACGUGGUUCCAGUGUUCGAAAAAAGUUGGACAUAUCCGCCAUUUGAGGCGCGCAUUGUAGACGGAGUGAUAUACGCGCGCGGCGUUCAAGAUAUGAAGUCCGUUGGUAUUAUGUACAUUGAAGCGCUGAAGCGGCUGAAAAACAAAGGCACCAGGCUCAACAGGACUGUACAUCUGUCGUUUGUACCUGAUGAGGAGAUUGGCGGUGCCAAAGGUAUGGGCGAGUUCGUGAAAACCGAACAGUUUAGGAAGCUGAACGUGGGCUUCGCUCUGGACGAGGGUAUGGCGAAUCCCACUGAUGAUUACCUGGUCUACAACUCUGAGAGGAGCAUCUGGCAUAUGACCGUAAUCUGUCCCGGCAAGUCCGGACAUGGCUCGCUACUGCUUCCAGACAACAAUGGAGAAAAGAUCAGGUAUAUAAUAGACAAGUUCAUGGACCUGCGCAAGGAGUCAAAAGUCAAACUGGAGAAGAAUCCUGAACUGACCGUGGGUGACGUCACUACUGUCAACCUCACCAUGCUUCAUGGCGGAAUCCAGAACAACGUGGUGCCAGAGAAACUAUCAGUCAGCUUCGAUAUACGUAUAGCCACGUCUGUCAAUCUACAGGAAUUCGAAGAUAUGAUCAAACGCUGGUGCACCGAGGCCGGAGAAGGUGUAUAUUAUACAUUCGAUCAAAAAGAUCCCUACGUGGCUCCAACCAAGACAGACGAUUCCAAUCCUUAUUGGGCUGCAUUUAAGGGUGCUUUCGACAAGUUGAAACUGCCUAUCAAGAUCCGCACAUUCCCCGGUGGAACCGACAGCCGGUUCAUCCGCGAAGUUGGCAUCCCAGCUCUGGGUCUUUCCCCAAUCACGAGAACCCCAUUGGAACUUCACCAGCAUAACGAAAGCUUACGCGUGGAGACUUUCCUACACGGCAUCACCGUUUACGAAUCUCUUAUACCCGCAAUUGCUAACUUAAAUUAAAAUGUCUGUUGAAUGCA
Molecule: messenger RNA, 1289 nt
Organism: Galleria mellonella (greater wax moth)
Lineage: Eukaryota; Metazoa; Arthropoda; Insecta; Lepidoptera; Pyralidae
Product: aminoacylase-1-like
Exons: 9
Coding region: 73-1272 (399 amino acids)
Biological process (GO): amino acid metabolic process
Cellular component (GO): cytoplasm
Molecular function (GO): aminoacylase activity
Source: RefSeq, a predicted model, not a curated record